AUGGCAGGGUUCGAGUCACUCUCCAAAGUAUUUCGACUCUUUCUUCGCCCAACUGUGUGGUCCCCUGGGCCUUGUCGAAGGUGUUCGACUGAGUAUUGGCCUUCAUUUCCCGGCGCAGGACACGCAUCACGGCAAAGGGCUCUGCUCUCACCCCUUUCUCUUGUCCAAUUUUCGACACAGGUACAUGACCGCUUUGGCUGCUGAGACCCAGAUCCCUCCCACCCAACGACGGCCACCGAGAUGUGCCGUUGAGCUCACCGCACGGAGGAAGAUCAAGUACCUUUGGUUGGUAUUUCAUCAACCUAUCGUAGUGUACGUAGACUACGUACCCACAACGCAAUUAAAAAAGGCAUCUCCAACUCCCCCCCAUCUGCUGCUCUUAACACCUU
Colletotrichum destructivum is the source of this 389-nucleotide messenger RNA. RefSeq lists its product as uncharacterized. The record is from RefSeq and is a predicted model, not a curated record. Bases 1 to 204 code for a protein of 67 amino acids. Lineage: Eukaryota; Fungi; Ascomycota; Sordariomycetes; Glomerellales; Glomerellaceae. The transcript has a single exon.